ACUCUCGGUCGCCCCUUUUCUCAUCGAUAGUGCCCGCCAUGCUAAUGGCGAGGCCCUCGUCCCUCGUCCCAUGAGUUUAUGGCGGGCUCGUGAUGCUGAAUCUGCAGCCAUUCCGCAUGAAAGGCAUGCUGGAAUUAUCAUCUUAUAUUAUGUGGUUUUGAUAGUAUUCCAGAAAAAGAAUGCUAAUUGCUCACUCCAAAAAGAUAUGGAGACGGAGUUAGCAAGAAUAUCUCUUAAACAUGGACACCGGAAUGCUGAUUGUUUACCCUAGAAAGAAUUAUGGAGAAGGCUCACUCUAUCUCCUUGCAAACUCGCUCUUUACUGGAGAAAGAAUUUUGGAGAAGGCCGAUGCGGUUUACUUGCAAGCUUUUGGCUGUCGCUCGCAAGAAUGGUUUGGUCGGUUGCAUUACUUGUCUUGAAAAGGGGAAUGCUUGCUUGAGGUUUAUUUCCUUCGGAGAUGCAGCACAAAAUUUGAGUAUGUUUUCACGUACUACAUGGAACAUGUGCUCUGCUGGUAAAAUACUAUGUACUUCAGUAGAUAGACGCAAGAAUUAUGCCUUAUUUGGAGGGAAGGGUGUUGAAUUGAACUUGUGGGAUCUUGAAAACUGUAGCAAGAUCUGGACUGCAAAGCCUCCUCCCUCCAACAGCCUUGGUAUAUUCUAUCCAACUUGGUUUACUACUGCAACUUUUCUGAGUGGGCAUCGAAAAAUUGUGGCUGGGACGAACAAUUAUCAGGAUCGUCUUUAUGAUACUUCAGCACAAAGGAGACCUGUAAUUUCAGUUGACUUUCGAGAGACACCAAUUAAGUCAGUUUGUGAUGAUCCAGAUGGCUAUACAGUCGACGUAGGAAAUGGUCUGGCUUCUGGGGACCUUGCUUCAUUUAAUAUGAGGACAGGAAAAUUGCUGGGAUGCUUUAUUGGUAAGUGCUCUGGAAGCAUCAGAUCAAUAGCGAGGCAUCCAGAAUUUCCCAUGAUAGCAUCUUGUGGAAAGACUUGUAUCCUAUUAAUUCAAUAUAUUCAGUUAAUUUUACAUACUUCUACCAUUUUUUUAAGUGCUGUUCUGAGUUUCCUCAAAAAAUAGUGGUCCAUAUUGAAGCAUUUAGUUCAGUUCAGUUCAGAUGUUGAUACAAGCAAUAUGAUUGAUCACAAACUAUCCACAUACAAGAAAAUCUAGAGUUGAUAUAAAAGCAAGGUUUUAAAAUAACUGGAUAGACCAACCAAGCACCAAUUAGAAAGGGCUGGGAAUAUGAGAGUUGGUUUCAGCCUGGGUACCUUGAUAGACUUGGCAUCUGAUGGACAUGAUAUGUAACAUUUGGAUGUAUGGCUUUAGUAGCUUUUCAUUGAUCAAUCAAAGAAUGGUAGUUAUUCUAUAAUGUUUGUUCCAUAAUGGUAGUUAUUCUAUGAACAGUGUUUUUUAAAUGUACAUAUAAUGGUUUUCCAUUUCCCUUUUCUGCCUUAUGCCUAUCAGUCAAAAGUUGAUAUCCUUUCACAAGAACAUGAAAUUCUCACAUCCACUUGAUCAAAGCACUCUUUUCAAUGGUAUUAGCUUUAUCAGGAUGUUUUAACUCCUUUUUUAUACACCCACCUAGAAUGCUUUCAUCUUCUGUCGUUGUUGUUUACUUAUAUGCAUCAAAUAUUGCUUCAUAUCACUAAAACAGACCUUUUAUUUGAUCCAGCAUGCUGGUACACCAAGAUAGUUUCUUGGCAAAACAUAAGCUACUCAUGAACCACCAUCAAAUAUUGCUUCAUAUCACUAACACAGACCUUUUAUUUGAUCCAGCAUGCAGGUACACCAAGAUAGUUUCUUGGCAAAACAUAAGCUACUCAUGAACCACCAUCAAAUAUUGCUUCAUAUCACUAACACAGACUUUUUAUUUGAUCCA
Molecule: messenger RNA, 1882 nt
Organism: Musa acuminata subsp. malaccensis (wild Malaysian banana)
Lineage: Eukaryota; Viridiplantae; Streptophyta; Magnoliopsida; Zingiberales; Musaceae
Source: RefSeq, a predicted model, not a curated record